Bactrocera dorsalis (oriental fruit fly) is the source of this 1636-nucleotide messenger RNA. RefSeq names its product heart- and neural crest derivatives-expressed protein 2 (gene Hand). Gene Ontology annotation, biological process: developmental process; regulation of transcription by RNA polymerase II. Gene Ontology annotation, molecular function: protein dimerization activity; DNA-binding transcription factor activity, RNA polymerase II-specific; RNA polymerase II transcription regulatory region sequence-specific DNA binding. NCBI's taxonomy places the organism in Eukaryota, Metazoa, Arthropoda, Insecta, Diptera, Tephritidae. The transcript is spliced from 5 exons. Bases 750 to 1436 code for a protein of 228 amino acids. The record is from RefSeq and is a predicted model, not a curated record.
GCUGUCUAAAUAACUGUGUCCUUAAGAACGUGUGUAUUUUAAUAUUUGACAGAUGUCGCUUGAAGUCUUUUGCGCUCUAUGUGUUCAGAACUUAACUUGUGACUUUUCGCAUUCUUCUUCUUCCUGAUAAUUAGCAGCUACUAGCAUUUCAAAAUCAAACACAUUUUUCAUUUUUCUUAAAGUAUGCAAAUACGAACAUUAAACAAUUGAAACAUGGAAUAUAAUAAAAUAAGAAUUAUAAUCAUGUAAUUAGUGAAGUAAAUGUCGAAAUGUUUCACAUAAUUUUUCAUUUUAAAAUUUUCACUAGCACUUAAAUACUACGCCUUUUAAAUAACAAACUAUUAAAAUACAAAAAUUUCAUAACUUGUGAACUACCUACAAUUGUCACACAACGCCACUGGCGAAGUAAGCCAACACAAUACACACUCAAUCGCACCUUAAAUGAAAUAUACCAAUAAGUCUUUCAAAAUCAACCAAUCAAUUUCAGCUGCAGCCAUAGCAGAGCUCUGAUUGGCUGCUUGUGGAAUUAUGUAUGUUCCAAACAGUAUUUACAGUUCAAACAGCACAAUUCCCUUACCGUGCCGUUAGAAGGCAAUUGUUUUUGCAUUCGUUUCAGAGUGUUUGAACACGAAGGUUGAAAAAUAAGCGCAAAGAUGGACUUCUAAAACAAACAAAAAUAUAGUAAAAAUUGAUUUUGCAAAAUUUUACUAAAAAUAUAAAAAAAAACUUGUGUUAAGUGAAAAUAAAUCAUGGCGCGUUACGAUUCACAAAUAUGUCGGGAUUCACCAAAUUGUUACAAUAACGAGAAUAUAUAUUUUAACGAUCUGCGGCUUAAUGAUGUUUCAAUUAUUGAACAACAAUGGAGUGCUUCAUAUUGCUCUGAUUCAAGUAAUAAUCCAGGCUGCUAUAUAACAAACGCUUGUUCGGGAGCAAAUUUAAGUUCCAACUCAUUUUAUCGGUCGCCACAAUGUUGUUCUGAAUCAUCACCCAAAUUUGAUGAAACGGGAAAAGACUUUCAUGAGAUUUUACUCACACCCACUUCAACGAAAGAAGUAGCUGCUGUGCCUGCUGUGCGUAUAAUUAAGAAAAGAAAUACGGCCAACAAGAAAGAGCGAAGAAGAACACAAAGUAUCAAUAAUGCUUUUACAUGUUUACGAGAAAAAAUUCCCAAUGUACCAUCAGAUACGAAAUUAUCCAAGAUUAAAACGCUAAAAUUAGCUAUACUUUACAUUAAGUACCUGGUUGAAGUGUUGGAUGGAGAUCAGGAUCCGAAAACAGGAUUUAGCGCUGAUUUAAGGCCACUACACAGAAAAAGUUCCAAUGACAAGAGAUCUUACUUAAAACAUGAUUUAAAGAAUAUGCAACGCUCAAAUAAAGGACGCACUGGUUGGCCUCAAGAUGUAUGGGCUUCCGAAUUAAUUCCUGAUCAAGAGUGAAUGAACGUUUUGUGAUUUCAACCGAACCAUUUUAUUGCUUGAAAUGCUGUUUGGUGUAAUUUUGUUUAAUUAGAAUAUGUGUAACUUAAAUCAUAAUGUAUUUAUUUUAUAUAAAUUUGGUUAUUUUAUUAUGAAUCGUAACCCAAAAAACAGUUAAAAAUAAAAAAUAUGCAUAAAUUAAAAUAAUAUGCUUUUUCCAU